Molecule: messenger RNA, 1942 nt
Organism: Cuscuta campestris
Lineage: Eukaryota; Viridiplantae; Streptophyta; Magnoliopsida; Solanales; Convolvulaceae
Source: the annotation of a GenBank genome assembly
GUCGACGGUUGUAGCGGAUAUUGGACUGAUGGAGUGGGCGAUAUGUAUCGUUCUGAUUUUAUGAUUGAUCAUGAUGCGUUGCCACCUGACCUUCUACGGCAGUUGCGCCUUGAGCCUCCAUCACUUGUCUCUGAUCAUGUGGAUAUUCCGGUCUGGACCCUCUCUACGGAUGGGAAGUUUACCCUUGCUUCUGCUAAGGAACUGCUUAGACCGAGGAGGGUUGAUGAUGUUGAGGAUACUGUGUUUAAGAGGUGUUGGCAGCGACACCUACCUUGGAAGAUGUCCUUUUUGGUGUGGCGCGUGUUGGAGAGGCGUCUUCCCACUGAUGAUGUCCUGACGAGAUUUGGGCUUGCUUUACCCUCACGAUGUCUCUGUUGCUCGUCGCCAGGACGGGAGACCAUUACACAUAUAUUUUAUCAGGGGAGCAUGGCGCAGCGUGUUUGGACUUAUUUCACCGAGUCUGCCCGUAUCAUGGGCGCACAUCACAGUUUGAGGUCCGUCGUGAGCAUAUGGUGGGCGGAGAGGCCGAGGAGCAGGAUGCUCUCGUUCCUGUUCCACCGCCUGCCGAUGAUCAUUCUUUGGGAGCUUUGGACGCACUAUGCUGCGUGCAAGUAUGGGGAUGCUCGCCCCAACUUUGCACGCAUUAUCUUUCGGGUGGCUACGGCGGUGUCGCAGUGCAUCUAUCGUCGCUGGCCUAGCGGAGGUCUUUUGCCUCCCCGAUGGUCGGUGAUUAUGGAGCACGUUCGACGAGGAUCUGGACGCAGGAGGGUGGUGCCGAUUUGGUGGGACCCACCGCCGGAUGGCGCGGUCAAGGUGAAUGUGGCGAGAGCCCCGCUCCGUGGGGCAUAUGCAGCGAUCGUGCGUGACUCGACAGGUAAGUUUCUCUAUGCUAUUUCUUCUAUUGCAUUCAGGUGGGAUCCAGUGGAGCGUGGAGGGAUGGACGUGCUUCUUCGGUGUAUUCAGUGGUGUAUAUCUCAGUCCUUCUUGCGUGUCCACGUGGAGUCCCACCAUUCAGAGUUUGCUUGUUUCUUUAGGGAGGGUACCCCGUGGUACCUUCAUGAUGUUUAUGCUAGACUGCGUUUCCUCUGUUCUACUGCGACGGUUCAGUGGUUUCAUUGUGACGUUCGGGUGAAUGGUCCGACGACUGAGUUGGCAUUGUGGGCCGUGGAUAGUACAGAGGGGAUGCGGGAGUUUACUAAUCUGCAGGAUCUUGAUAUUCGGUUCUUGGAUCACACUUCUUUUGGGCAUCCUCAUCUUGUUGGAGUUUACUCCUGGGAUUGGGCCAUUUCGAUUGAUCUGUUCGGCUGGGCUUGGACUAUUGGGCUGAAGCAUUGGGUCGUGGCUGUUGGGCUUCGGUUCCUAAUGGGCUUCUCGAUGAUCAGGGCUGGCACGGAUGCUUGGUGGACAGGUCGCUUUGGGCUUGGUUCGCGGCGGGCCUCGUUGUUUGGGCUGGAGGACGCUGGCCUUGAUUCUUUAUGGCCGUGGUUUUGGGCCGUUCUUGCAUUGGGCCGAGUUGGAUUGGGCUGCUUUUGGACUCUCAUGACUGGAUUUGGAUUGCAUUGGGCCGUGGCUGUUGGGCUUCGGUUCCUAAUGGGCUGCUCGAUGAUCAGGGCUGGCGCGGAUGCUUGGUGGACAGGUCGCUUUGGGCUUGGACCGCGGCGGGCCUCGUUGUUUGGGCUGGAGGACGCUGGCCUUGAUUCUUUAUGGCCGUGGUUUUGGGCCGUUCUUGCAUUGGGCCGAGUUGGAUUGGGCUGCUUUUGGACUCUCAUGGUGAAGAUCUUCCAUGACUUUAAUAAUAGAAUUCCUUCUGCCAGAGGUGAAGAUGAUCAUAUCAUCAGCAAAAGCCAAAUGGCUAAUAGGUUGAACUCCUUUAGGUUGGGUAAAAGGGACAAUGCCUUUGUGUUGAAUUCUGUUGUCAAGCAGUUGAGACAAAAAUUCAGAU